Molecule: messenger RNA, 1248 nt
Organism: Coregonus sp. 'balchen'
Lineage: Eukaryota; Metazoa; Chordata; Actinopteri; Salmoniformes; Salmonidae
Source: the annotation of a GenBank genome assembly
AUGUUCUCGCCGUCUGUCACCAGCUAUAGGCCUACGUUUGAUCUUGUUUUCGAAGUGCAUGGUUAAUAGCUGUUUUGUAGUUUGUAUUCAUAGUUUGAAGAAUGUCUUCAGGGACUGGGAGUCAGACUACUAGUGGCUAUUCCGACCACCCGCAGUGUCACCAUCAAGGAUGCAGCCCUCAUGCCUCAAGAGUAUUCUACAACACCAGGAGGGCCACUCUUUAGUACGACCCCUGGAGGUAUGUGAAACUCAAUCAGCCUAAUAGUAAAUACACUAAUGUUAUUUUAAUAAGAAUAAUCAUUAUCAUAGUAAUAGGCCUAAUUUUAACAUUAUGUUAGGAUAUUCCUCAUCACCAUCCUCAUGAGUAGGCGUAUGAUAAUGGUGGCCUAUAAUCUGUGUCAACAUGUAUCCUUUCAAUUUCUUUAAAGAAUGUAAUGCACUGUUAUGUAUGCUUCAUUAGCAUCUUGUUUAUUGCUCUAGACGUCUGACCUAUUUAUAUAUUUCCCUCCACUGCCAUUGACGCACUAUGGAAAUAUGUUGGCUUGCUGUCAAGCACUUGGCUACCAAACAAACACUCAAAGUGCUAAAACCUUUCUCUGUGAACCAUUACAAGUUUAUGUAUCCUGUUUAAGGCACCAUUUUCAAGGAGAAAGACAACAAAUAUAAAGAAUAUAACUCAGAGCGUGGUCUCUAACCAAUCAUCUUUCGUUAGCAGGUUGUGGGAAGGUUGGCACUGAACUCAUCUGGCCACAAGCUGAACAAAUAAAUGGUGACUGGUGGUUGUAGCCUGACAGAUAUCCAAUGUGGGUCAAUAACGCAUUCACAGGUACAGUGCUGCAAGGAUGAGACACACAGAACCCUGUUUGUGAUCUCUCUCACUGUCAAUCGAUCUCCACCAAACCCACCCAGGCACACGAAUCAUCUACAACCGGAAGUUCCUCCUGGAGUGUCGAACCUCCCCUCUGGUGCGCACCCCUCCCUGUCUCCCUGAUAUUCCAGGGGUAACCAACCCCCUCUCAGACAACACUACGACUGACACAGCCCACCCCAAACAGACCCCCAACAACCACAAUCCCCCAGCAGACACGAGUGCAGGUAAGAGUCUAAGGGGAGGUGUGGUGUGUGUGUGUGUGUGUGUGCGCACAGGUGUAUGAGUUAUUGUGUCAUUUGUGAUGAGUAUUUUCAUCAUGUUUUUGCUUUCAUCUUGUUUUUGCAGGGGAGGAUGCUCAAUUUGAAAUGGACAUUUAG